AUGCCCAUCAUGAUCCCAGAUAAGCAAAUCUCAACCACGGCAUUCGUAGUCGAGAAGCCAGGAGCUCCCUUUGUCCUUCAAGAUGUGAUUCUCGAUGAAGUCCGGGCGAAUGAAGUCUUGGUUGAAAUGAAAUACACCGGCCUUUGCCACACAGAUAUUGUCGUCCAACAGGGCGCAAUCCCCGUCGGAGAUUAUCCCGCCGUACUAGGCCACGAAGGCGCCGGAAUCGUCCGUCGUGUCGGUAGUAGUGUUAAAGACACAUCCCUCCAAGAAGGCGACCUUGUCUUCUUGAGUUUCAGCUCCUGCCACAAAGACUCAUGCAAUCCCUGCAACAAAGGCCGAAAUGGAUUCUGCAGUCAGAUUACAUCCAUUAACUUUGCCGGUGCUCGAGGCCUUAGUGCGGCCGAGUCACCUAUCUCUUUUCCUGAUGGAAAGCGCCCGAUCCGCGGCCAGUUCUUCGGUCAAUCCUCCAUGAGCAAGCUGGCUAUAGUUGACGAGCGGUCGGUCGUCAAAUCCCCACCAGGAUCCGGAAUCACGGUCGAAGAUAUGGCCGUCCUAGCUCCUCUUGGCUGCGGAUAUCUCACUGGUGCUGGCACUGUCUUCAAUAUUCUCAAGCCUAAGCCGACAAGUCGCUUUGUUGUCCUUGGUAUGGGCGCUGUUGGAUUGGCGGCUAUGAUGGCUGCCCGGUCUCAAGGAGCUGAAACGGUUAUCGCAGUUGAUAUUGUUGAUGCGAAGCUCGAGCUGGCGAAGUCUCUCGGUGCAUCGCAUACGUUGAAUACGAAGAGUGUAUCGGAUCUUGCACAGGGGCUGCUGGAUGUAUUCCCGGAUGGCGUUGAUUGUAUUCUUGAUACGACUGGGGUAAUUCCUCUGCUUGAGGCUGCAGUCAAAGCUCUUGGUCAUGAAGGUACCCUAGCCAUUGUGGGCGUGACUCGUGCUGGUUCAUCCCUCAAUAUUGAUCCUUUGGCACUCAUGAUGGGGUGUAAACGCGUUGUUGGUGUGAUUGAGGGUUGCGCGAAUCCCACUGUGAUUGUUCCACAGUUGAUUGACCUAUACAAGCAAGGAAAGUUCCCGGUUGAUAAACUUGCUAAGAUAUAUUCCCCGGGUGCCAUUGAGCAAGCGCUGGCAGACUUGCACUCUGGAAGUGUUAUAAAGCCCGUCAUAAAAUGGGAAGACCUAUGA
Penicillium griseofulvum is the source of this 1179-nucleotide messenger RNA. RefSeq names its product NAD(P)-dependent alcohol dehydrogenase. Lineage: Eukaryota; Fungi; Ascomycota; Eurotiomycetes; Eurotiales; Aspergillaceae. Gene Ontology annotation, molecular function: zinc ion binding; oxidoreductase activity. The record is from RefSeq and is a predicted model, not a curated record. The transcript is spliced from 4 exons. The coding region runs from base 1 to 1179 and encodes 392 amino acids.